AUGUUCGACUCGGUCCAGAAAAUGACCUGCCCUGGAUGGGCCUACUGGUUCCCUCUGGUCUACGGGGCUUUGGUUCUGCUGCUGGAGCCACUGGGGGCCCAGGGACAGACUCAGAAUGACACCGAGCCUAUUGUUUUGGAGGGGAAGUGUUUAGUCGUCUGUGAUUCCACACCCUCUUCAGAACCGGCAGGGAACGCUUUGGGAAUGUCUGUGCGUUCUGGGACAGGCCGCGUGGCUUUUUCCGCAAUUCGGAACACCAAUCAUGAACCGUCUGAAAUGAGCAAUCGAACCAUGACCAUCUACUUCGACCAGGUUCUGGUAAAUGUUGGGAGUCACUUUGAUCCAGCUCGAAGUAUCUUUUUAGCUCCAAGAAAAGGGGUAUACAGCUUCAGUUUCCACGUGGUCAAAGUCUACAACAGACAGACAAUACAGGUCAGUCUGGUGUUGAAUGGCUGGCCAGUGAUCUCAGCGUUUGCCGGCGACCAGGACGUGACCCGUGAGGCAGCCACAAACGCAGGGCUGGUUACCAUGGAGAGGGGGGACAAGGCUUACCUGAAAUUAGAACGAGGGAACCUCAUGGGAGGAUGGAAAUACUCUACAUUCUCAGGCUUUCUAGUCUUUCCAUUAUAG
This is a messenger RNA of Chanos chanos (milkfish), 630 nucleotides long. RefSeq names its product cerebellin-1. NCBI's taxonomy places the organism in Eukaryota, Metazoa, Chordata, Actinopteri, Gonorynchiformes, Chanidae. Gene Ontology annotation, cellular component: synaptic cleft; glutamatergic synapse. The record is from RefSeq and is a predicted model, not a curated record. Gene Ontology annotation, biological process: maintenance of synapse structure. Gene Ontology annotation, molecular function: protein binding. Bases 1 to 630 code for a protein of 209 amino acids. The transcript has 3 exons.